Eriocheir sinensis (Chinese mitten crab) is the source of this 2825-nucleotide messenger RNA. RefSeq names its product fatty acid hydroxylase domain-containing protein 2-like. Lineage: Eukaryota; Metazoa; Arthropoda; Malacostraca; Decapoda; Varunidae. The record is from RefSeq and is a predicted model, not a curated record. Gene Ontology annotation, molecular function: iron ion binding; C-4 methylsterol oxidase activity. Bases 363 to 1304 code for a protein of 313 amino acids. Gene Ontology annotation, biological process: sterol biosynthetic process. The transcript is spliced from 7 exons.
UCGUCUUUCUUGUUUAGUUGUAGCGUCUUUCUGAUCGUCGUACCUCAGUGAGCGUUACCGUCGUCUUCGGUUUAUCUUUACUAAACAUUCAGGUGUUUAUUUCCUUUGUGUCUAGUGUAUUGAAGCAUUUGGCAGACGCCGUUGUGUGUUUAUAAUUGUCAGAAUGAAUAAUACAUGAAACUACGGUCAUUUUCUGUCCAUCUUCAAUUAACACACAACUGCAGAUUUCUUUUCACUGCGCAUCUGUGAAGGUACGAGAGUUUGAGGCUGAAAAGUAAUAAAGACGAAGUGGUGAAUACGAUAAUCUGGCAACGCUGAUCCCAGGUCUACAGGAGAAGCGGUCCACCAGGCAGCCCAGGACCAUGAAAGCCUCCACCUCGACGCCCCUGUUGCUGGUGGCACUGGCGGCGGUGUCGGUCCUCGUUCCAGGCCUACCGGGGCGGCUGUGGCGGGGCUCCGAGGCGUUCCUGCAGGCGGGCUACGACAAGGUGCUGGAGGCGUGUGGACAAGAUGGCUCAUUCGCCUUCUCUCACGGGACCUCGGUGGUGGGCUACUUAACGUUCUGGGUGGUGGGCGGUCUCUUCACCCUCGCGGACCUCAUCUCGCGCCCACACCCGCUGCGCCGCUACAAGACCCAGCCCGGCACCAACCAGCCCGUACCUAUGCGCCAGCUGCUUAAGUGCCUGGCGGUGGUGCACGUGAACCAGCUCGUGCUCGGCGUACCCUUCGUGGAGGCCUCGCGCCGCGCCAUGGUGAUGCGCGGCGCAGACUUCUCGCCCCUGCUGCCGCCCUUCUCCCGCGUCCUGCUGCACCUCGCCGUGUUCACCCUCAUCGAGGACGUGCUCUUCUACUACUUCCACAGGCUUGGCCACCACCGCCUGCUCUACAAACACGUGCACAAGCUCCAUCACGAGUGGCAGAGUCCCAUCGCCAUCACCGCCUUGUACGCCCACCCCAUCGAGCACAUCUUCGUCAACAUGGUGCCGAUCAUGGUGGGUCCGCUGCUCUUAGGCUCGCACCCCGUCACCGUCUGGCUCUGGGUCUUCCUCGCUAACCUCCUCGUACUCAUCCAUCACAGCGGCUACCACCUGCCCUUCCUACCCUCGCCGCAGUUCCACGACUUCCACCAUCUUAAGUUCACGGGUUGCUAUGGUGUGCUGGGAGUGCUGGAUCGCCUACACGGGACAGACAAGCAGUUCCGCGCCGCCUUGGGCCACCACAGGGAUCACGUCUUCUUCAGCCUAGAGCCUCCUCACUCGCUUAGCCCCAUCAGUGUCAUGGAAAAGGCUCGGAAGAAGGAGUGAUGAGAGGCUGUGUGCGUGUGUGUGUGUUGUAUGGGAUAUGUGACUUGAGUAUACGGGUUAUUGAAGGGAUAUUAUAGCUAGUAGUUGUGUGUAGUAGUAUCUCUAUAUAAUUAUGGAGUCUUCUUUUGUUUUUUUUCUUCUUUUUUUUCUUUUCUUUUGUCUUUUCUUUGUUUUCUUCUUUUUCUUUAUUUUUACUUCUUCUUCUUCUACUUCUUCAUUUUUUCAUUUUCGUCUUGUUUCCUUUUUCUUUUCUUCUACUUCUUUUUUUCCUUUUCUUUUUUGUCUUGUUUUCUUUUUCUUGUUUUCUUUUUCUUUUCUUCUUCUUCUUCUACUUCUUCCUCGUUUAUCAUCCUUAUUUUCCCUUAAGGAGUUGGGCCUUGUCAAACUAUCACUAGACCCAUAUAACUACUCAUGGAAAUACUCACACCACAACCUCUACCAAAACCUUAUCAAAUGUUUGGGAAUAUGGGACUACAGUCUGUUCACUUAAAUCCGACCCAAGCUGACAACAUAAACCUAAGCGUGUUUGCAAGCUGAGUGCUGAUUGGCUGCUGCUGUGGCUUCCAAGUUUUCUUUAACCUCUGUUUGUGUUUAUCUCACGCAGCACUUUCUGGUAUUCUGCACUGUGCUUACGAACACGCUUAGGUUUUUGUUGUCAGCUUGGGUCGGACUUAAGUGAACAGACUAUAGGAACUAGUCUCGUACCUCAUAGGAAAGCAUCUGUGAAUCACCCUUAGAACGAUUUAACUUUUUAUUCUCAGUUAGUUUAUUGGUGUUCUUAGUUUACCUUAAUAGGAAAAAUAUGGUUGUUAUUGUAUAUGUAUUUUGAGGACUCUGUGAUGUGGUAAGCUUAAGAAAUUUAUAUAGAAGCCAUCAUAACAAGUGCUUUUCAAUCAUCCUUAGAAUAUUGGAGAAUCAACAACCUUAAGAUAUGCAGUAAUACGAGUUAACAAAAAGGUAAGAAAUCGGUAUAUAUAGGGAAGCGUUAUCAGAAUAGUAGCAAGAAAUCAAUAUGUCUGAAAAGGAAGUUAUCGAAAACGUAACAGAUCAAUACAUAGAGGAGAAUGUUAUUGAAAAUGUAACAAGGAAUCAAUAUAUAAAAGAAAAAUGCAGCAAAAAUAAGUAACAAGAAACCAAAAUGUCUGAGAAAACGUUAUCGAAAAUGUCGAAAACGUAACAAAUCAAUAUAUAGAGGAAAAUGUUAUUGAAAAUGUAGCAAGGAAUCAAUAUAUACAAGAAAAAAGUAGCAAAAAUAACUAACAAGAAACCAAAAUGUCUGAGAAAACGUUAUUGAAAAUGUCGAAAACGUAACAGAUCAAUAUAAAGAGGAAAAUGUUAUUGAAAAUGUAACAAGGAAUCAAUAUAUACAAGAAAAAAGUAGCAAAAAUAAGUAACAAGAAACCAAAAUGUCUGAGAAAACGUUAUUGAAAAUGUCGAAAACGUAACAAAUCAAUAUAAAGAGGAAAAUGUUAUUGAAAAUGUAACAAGGAAUCAAUAUAUAAAAGAAAAAUGCAGCAAAAA